AUGCUAUUACAAGCGGGUGAUACCCGUAUUGGCGUUCCAAUUUGGUCUCUUCCAAUUCUGUAUUCGGCACCCAUUGCUUUGAUGGCUCUCGUCGUAUCUUCAAAAGCAAUGUCAACUCCCGCCAAGCAAUGCUUAUCCGUUCCCCUUCUUGCAACCGAGAUCCUCGUGCCAAUUGUAUUCACUGCCAAUAAUGCAGUCCUUGAUCUCACCUGUUCGGUCGUGGGUUACAAUGCAUUCAUACGAUUCUUUGACUUUUUCUGGAUCUCGCCCAUCUUGUAUGGCAAGCCGGCAUACGCUGACAUGGAUUAUCUGCACACCGAAUUAUGGUCGUCCAUGCGUAAGUUUCCAAAGAAGAAGAGCAAUGACGAGAAGCCGAAAGAAUAUGUCAAAGACAAGAAAUUCUAUCACAUCUUGAUUCGAUUGUUCUAUCAUGCUGCUAUUUGCGAUAUCUUUGGUGCUUGGUAUGCAACUUUCUCUGGAAGAGAUGCCAUGGCCCUCUCAGCAGAACGUCCCGUGUUAUUCUUUUUCUUCUUGUGCAUCGCUGUAUUCGUGCUCAACAGUGCUUUCAAUGCUAUCGGUUGUGGUUUGCAACUCUUUUACUGCAUCUAUUAUGAAGGAGGCUCCUAUUCAAGUGAACAAUGGCGACCUUUGAUGAUGGAUCCUAUCAUUUCAACUUCUUUGGAUGAAUUAUGGUCGGUGCGUUGGCAUCAAUUGUUGCGUACUUCUUGGGUGGCUUUUGGAUUCCGCCCUAUGCGUUUCAUUACACAGCGUGCACUUGCCAAGACUGUCAAAAAUCCACUCCCAAUUGCCUUGAUGAUGGGUGCCAUUGCUGUAUUUGCUGUAUCAGGAUUGAUGCAUGAAUACAUCAUCUAUUGCAAUGUUGGAUGGACCGUUUAUCGUCAAUUCUUUGCUGGUCAACAAUUCUUUUUCUUUUUCAUUCAUGGUAUCGGCAUGGCCAGUGAACGCAUAUUGAAAAAAGUCACCCGUGGUAUGACCUUUCCCAGAAUCUUGGCACGCAUUGUGUCACAUGCGUGGGUCUUUGCAUGGGCAUAUUACACGUUCCCUUACUUCUUGGAUGGAUUCGCUUACUGGCAUAUCUGGAACGACAACCCAUUCGAGUUUGUACAGCCCUAUGUCAUCGACAUGUUACGUACCAUGCCCCAGGCCCGUGCGCUAUGUGGAAGCUUGUUGUAA
Molecule: messenger RNA, 1194 nt
Organism: Lichtheimia ornata
Lineage: Eukaryota; Fungi; Mucoromycota; Mucoromycetes; Mucorales; Lichtheimiaceae
Exons: 4
Coding region: 1-1194 (397 amino acids)
Biological process (GO): lipid metabolic process
Source: RefSeq, a predicted model, not a curated record